CCGUGAAUCAAGCAUCAACUGCGUGGUUAUUGUUGAUUCGAUAGUUGAUUACGUUCGUAACAAUUGGUUACGAUUAACGCGAUGACGUCCGUCAAAACGUUGCCUUUGUUGGAAGGCGCGAAAUUAAUUGUCAUCGACGAAGGAGUAGAUGCAAUGUUUGCGAGAAAAUUAAUCGCAGGAUGGAUACAAAUGUGGAAAGAUAAAGAUCGCAGUCACACAUUCGACUUAUUAUUAUUUUCUGAUCCAAAGUCUUCGUUCCAACAUGAACCCGAACCUUUCAUGUCAAGUAACAUAAAUAUAUGCGACUAUUAUACAGUCGAUAUACACGCAAUCGACAUAAAUACUAUUCGCGAAAAGGACUUUGAUAUUCUGGAACAUAUUUUAAAAAUUACAAAAGUAAAGUCUACAGUAAUUAUAGACUGUUUAACGUCUUUAAUUUUAUUUGUUGGUCUGUCGAAAGCUUUAUGGUUCUUAGAGAAAUUAAGUAAACAAGUACCACAGUUAAUCUGCGUUUAUAGACGAAAUUUUGUGCAAAGUAAAAUACCAUGUAUUCAAACAUUAGGCACCACAUAUGUAAGAAUAGAAAAGUUCCCUGGUUCACGAACGAAUAACAGUUUUAAUUACAUGGUAGAGUUUGUACAUCGUAAAUUAGGUGGUACGAUUUUACGACAACGGGAGGCGGUAAAUCAAAAUAAUGUAUCUUAUGAAAUUCAGUCGGAAAAGAUCGAAAUGCACAGUAAAAAACCAGAUUCCUCAUUUGAAAGUCAUAAACAAACAAUCGAGUCUUCGUUCAGGAUAGAAAUAAACGAAAAUGAAAUGAAACAAAGAAAAGAAACAGUGUUACCAUAUACUCUUAAUGCAAAUGCAACAAAUGCAUCCAAAAUACAUUAUCAACCAGAGGAUAUAGACGAUAUCGACGAAGAAGAUCCAGACGAUGAUUUAUGUAUUUAAUUCGUUAAUAUAUUUAUAAUCCUUAAAGAAGUCACUGUAUAUAUACGAUGUAUCGACGAUAUUAAUAUUUUCAACAGUUAUUUAUUUUACAUUUAUCUUGCAUUUCAUACAAUUUCUCACAGGUCAUGUAGGAACAAUAUAUAUUAUUUCUUUACUGUAAUAAAAUCACAGAAUAAAAUCUUUCUUUGAAGAAUG
This is a messenger RNA of Hylaeus volcanicus, 1146 nucleotides long. RefSeq lists its product as uncharacterized. Gene Ontology annotation, molecular function: tRNA binding. The record is from RefSeq and is a predicted model, not a curated record. Lineage: Eukaryota; Metazoa; Arthropoda; Insecta; Hymenoptera; Colletidae. Bases 82 to 951 code for a protein of 289 amino acids. The transcript has 2 exons. Gene Ontology annotation, biological process: tRNA wobble uridine modification. Gene Ontology annotation, cellular component: nucleus; cytosol; elongator holoenzyme complex.